GCCAGAAUAGCCUGAGGUUUGGUCGCGAAGAUGGCGUCUUCUGCCUCUUCUCGGACUCCCGCGGGGAAGCGAGUGGUGAAUCAGGAAGAACUGAGGCGGUUAAUGAAGGAGAAACAGCGUCUCAGCACUAACCGGAAAAAGAUAGAAUCUCCAUUUGCGAAGUACAACCGUUUGGGGCAGUUGAGUUGUGCCCUCUGUAACACCCCAGUCAAGAGCGAGCUUCUGUGGCAAACUCAUGUCCUGGGAAAGCAGCACCGAGAGAAAGUGGCCGAGCUGAAAGGCGCAAAGGGAGCCACGCAGGGCCCAUCCCCCAGCGCAGCACCCCAGUCAGCCAAGAGGAAAGCGCCGGAUGCUGAGAACCAAGAUGCCAAGAGAGCCAAGGCCUCUGCGGUGCCUCAGGAACAGCCCUCCAUAUCAGCUUUGUCCUCCAACUUUGAUAAAACGGGAAAGGAGUCCGCUAAAGCGACCGCCAGUAAACCUUCGGGACUCGGUUUGCUCCCUGAUUAUGAGGAGGAGGAGGAGGACGACGACGACGAAGAGGGGGGAGGAGAAGGAAAAGGGGGAGACAGCAGCAAGCUGCUGCCCGACGCACAGGGCAAAGAACCCUCACUUUCCUCUUCGCGGGAGGCAACAAGUGUGCUGCCAGACGACUCCUUUAAUACAAAUCCUCCAACGGCCCCCUUAAUUCCUCAUUCGGGGUCAAUCGAGAAAGCAGAAAUACAUGAAAAGGUGGUGGAAAGAAGGGAAAACACCGCCGAAGCAUUGCCGGAAGGGUUUUUUGACGACCCCGAGGUAGAUGCCAAGGUACGAAAGGUUGAUGCUCCAAAGGAUCAGAUGGACAAAGAGUGGGACGAGUUUCAGAAAGCCAUGAGGCAGGUGAACACUAUUUCCGAAGCUAUAGUUGCUGAAGAGGACGAAGAGGGAAGGUUGGACCGGCAGAUAGGGGAGAUCGAUGAACAGAUAGAGUGUUACCGUCGGGUGGAAAACCUGCGGAAUCGCCAGGACGAAAUAAAAAACAAGUUGAAAGAAGUUCUGACCAUAAAAGAACUGCAAAAGAAGGAAGAGGAGAAUGCUGACAGCGAUGAUGAGGGAGAACUACAGGAUUUGUUGUCUCAGGAUUGGAGGGUGAAAGGGGCUUUGUUGUAAAGUUUUAAAGACCCAGGUUUAACUGGCUCCACCGUCCUGUAAGAAGUGCAGUUUCUCCGUACAUAGGUUACUCCAUUCCUAGGCCAGGAAUUUUGCUUCUCGAGUUGUUGACAUAAAGUGAGCCAGUGAGCAGUGGCACUUUGGGAAAGUGCUAUUGGUGCAAAAUAUUUGAGGUGAAAUUGUUUUUGAAAUGUUUGACGUAUUACAUAACAAAAUGCCAACUUUUUCACCUAUUUAUAGGCUUAACUGUUUGAUUUAGAGUUGUAAAAUCUGCAAGUUGUAAAUAUUGUACAUAUUUAAAUAUAUAUAUUAAAUUUAUUUUUGAAAUUUAUAAAUAGAAGUCAGAGUGCUAUUGGUGCAAAAUAUUUGAGGUGAAAUUGUUUUUGAAAUGU
Castor canadensis (American beaver) is the source of this 1538-nucleotide messenger RNA. It is a transcript of the gene Znf830, whose product is annotated as zinc finger protein 830. Gene Ontology annotation, biological process: nuclear DNA replication; mitotic DNA damage checkpoint signaling; mitotic DNA replication checkpoint signaling. NCBI's taxonomy places the organism in Eukaryota, Metazoa, Chordata, Mammalia, Rodentia, Castoridae. Gene Ontology annotation, cellular component: spliceosomal complex; nucleus. The record is from RefSeq and is a predicted model, not a curated record. Gene Ontology annotation, molecular function: nucleic acid binding; zinc ion binding.